UGUAGGCAUCCAAGGGAGAUGUCAAAGUGUCUUUUAAAUUGAAAUAUUUAGAUAUAAUUACAUGCAUAUUAAUUAUAGCCUAUAAUAGUGUAGGCCCUGCGUUGGGAUACUGUAGGAGCCGGGGUUUUUUUGUUUGUUUUUUUGUUGUUGUUUUUUGUGGGGUACGCAUGUCUCGAAAACAGCUGUGUCCUCCCUAGUAAUCGGAGGCCGUUGAGCUACUGUAUCACCGACACUUAUUUGGGAACUUUUUUGUUGCGUUCCUACCGAGUUGUUGGCCUUGGAUAGCUUUUGUUGUCGGCCUUUUCAGCAUUAUGGUGGAAGAAGAAUUUACAAUCAUUUGAGUAAAGACAAGUAUACAGUAUGGAGAAGCAGUAUUCGGAAGAAUUCUUUUGUACAUUUGUGGAUAACUUGCAGAAACUCUGCAGGAACUUUUUGGACUUUGAACAAGUAUGUGAAGUGAGUGGUUAUGUAUGUCUAAUGAUGGACAACUCAAAACAAGAACGUUACGUACUCAGUGAGAUGGUACAUAACUCGGGGAGUGUGAUUAGCGAAAGCUACUGCACAAAAGCUUUCCGAACACUACCACUAUUGAGGAAUGUUCCCCAUCCAAGAAAACACUAUGAACAUGAUUUCAGUCCUGAGUUUGAUGAGGACUAUGACAGUUCUAUGGAUAGCUGUACACACAGUAGCAUGGAUAGCUUUUCUGGUGAAGUACCUCAUGGUUUGGCCAUCUCGGAUGUUCAGUCACUGUCAUCUAGUCACAAACAUCCGGCAGUUGCACCCAACUUGAAUAGCAGAAAUCCCAGUCACGUGACAAAAAUGAAAUGUCCAGAAAAACCAAGGAUUUCAUCAAACAAAGAUAUUAUGAUGAAAUCUGAAACCCAUGUGGAAUCGGACCCUAAGAAUGUGGACAAAAAGAGGACCCUGUCUCCAAAACCUCAGAAGAUCAUAGUGAAACAGGAGAUAUGUGAAGAGGAAGAGGACACAUAUGACCACAGUAUUAAACCAGAUUCAGCAACUGCCACCACUCAUAAAGAGCCAUUUUACCCACACCAACGACCUCCUGUGCAGCAUGGUUUUGUGCAGCAUGAUGCAAACCAAAGAAUACAUGGAAUUGAGGAGGGAUUAGUGCAGAUCAAACAAGAACCUGAAGACACCGAUUUCAUUCCCAAUGUGGAAAUUAAUUCUAAUAUCAGUGACUUGAAUAUUUUAAAAGAAGAAUUCUUGAUUGCUGAGCCAAUAGGAUUCUUAAAAUCCAAAGAGUUCACACCUUGUACAACGGGACCAAAAACCAAAAGAACACCAAGGAAAGUGUAUGUACCCUUGAGCACUGCUUCAAGACCAGGAGGAAAUAGAGAGAUCCAGCCAAGGAAGUUUAUAAAGUUAGUACAGUCCAACCCUUCAGACGAGGGAAGAGUUGCACGACCAUGUCACUCACCUGAACAUCUCCAUGACGACGAACAUCCAGAUUCAGAUAGUGAGGACUUUAUGUAUGACUCGAAUGAUUCAAUGAAUGACUCUUGUUCUGACAUGGAGGACCAUCACUCUUAUCCAUCUGAUCAAAUGAUACACGGUCAUCCAGAUUUGCCUUUAGAAAGACACCAUACCUUUCCUUCAAGACAUAUGGACAAAGACACUAGCGGGUCCCAGAGUAGACCUCACUCUUUAGCACCAAGUCAUAGUGAACAAGACUCGACUAGCUUACCAGUGGAAAAACAACAACCCUGUGCUUCAAGUCAGAAAGACCAAGUUUCCAAUCUGCCUCCUGAUAGUCAUUCUACAUUUGCACCAGGUCGUAGUGAAAAAGACACAGCUAGCUUGCCAGUGGAAAAGCAGCAUGUCUUUGUUUCCAGUCAUGUGGAACAAGGCACUGAGUUACCAUCAGAUAAACAUGACACUGCAUCCAGUGACAGUGAAGAAGAGAGUUCCAACUUGUCAACAGACGGCCACCAUACAUAUGUUUCUGGUCAUGCCGAACAAGGCCCCGACCUUGCUCCAGACAGACAGAGUGCUGUACUACCAGGUCCUGAAAAAGAUGGUCCUAAUUUGUCCGUUGAAAGACAGGAUACAUAUACUUCAAGUCACAUGGAACAAGGCAUUGCUUUGCGAGUGUCUGCUACGAGUCAGGGAGAAAAAGACAAUUCCAAGUUGCCUGUUGAAAGACAAGAUGCAUAUACUUCAAGUCACAUGGAAAAAAGCAUUGCUUUGCGUACAGUGACUGCAUUAUCCAGUAAAAGUGAACAAGAAAGUCCCAGUCUGACUAUUGAAAGACAAGAUACAUACACUUCAAGUCACAUGGAAAAAGGCAUUGCUUUGCGUACAGUGACUGCAUCAUCCAGUAAAGGUGAACAAGAAAGUCCUAAUCUGACUAUUAAAAGACAAGAUACAUACACUUCAAGUCACAUGGAAAAAGGUAUUGCCUUGCGAACAGCUACUGUAUCAAGUCGUGGAGAAAAAGACAAUUCCAAGUUUAUUGAAAGGCAAGAUACUUACAUCUCGAGUCACAUGGAGAAAGGUAUUGCUUUGCGUGCAGCCAUUGCAUUAAGUCCUAAUUUAUCUAUUGAAAGGGAAGAUGUUUACACUUCUAGUCACAUGGCAAAAGGUAUUGCCAUGCGUGCAGCAGUAAUGUCAGGACAUACUGAAAAAGACAAACCGAAGUUGCCUGUUGGAAGACAAGAUACCUAUACUUCAAGUCGUAUGGAACAAGGCAUUGCUAUGCGUGCAGCAAUUACUUCAGGUCAGGUUGAGCAAGAUCCACUUGAUAGUCAUUACAUGUAUGAUCCUCAUCAUAGGGACCAGGUUACAUCUACCAUAUCUACAGAGAGUCCCCAUCAGUUCAUUUCCAGUCCAAUGGAACAAAAACUGACCAGCUUGCCCAGUGAUUGCGUCAAGACCACUGCUUCUGGGCAUGUGAUAAAAGCUCCAUCAAGCCUGUCUAAUAUCUCAUUGAUGGAGGAAAGUGGAGAUGAGAUUAUUGAACUGGAUAGUGAUGAUAUUGAAGAAGAUGAAGGUUUGGCUGCAGCUACUGCAUCUUUGUCACAACACUCGUUUUCUCAGUCUCAGCCAAAUGAACCUUCUACGUCUUCACAGAGCAUCGUGGCGAAAGAACCUCAAAGGCACAUGCAGUACGCGAUAAACCUUUUUACUGAAUAUCACAGACAACAAGGUUAUUCGGAACCCAUGCAUUUGAUACCACCUCAGAAACUUGAUCUGUUACUGGCUAGCUUUUAUGAAAAUGUCAAAAAAAACAAAACAGGUGAAGAUUUCACACCCUUUUCUCUCAAAAAUAUUCAAAAUCGCCUACAAAAAUAUUUGCGUGAACACAAUUACCCAUACUCUAUUACAAGUGACAGUGCCUUUAGCAAAUCACGAGAAAUUCUAAGGAUUAAAAUAGAAGAGCUCAAGGUAAAGAACAUCCCUCAGAAAGUGGAUAUGGUAACAGAAGAGGAUGUUGAAAUCUUGUUCCAAAAGAACCAACUUGGUGCGUGUUCUCCUGACACUCUGUUUAACACAAUGUGGUUUAUUAACACUAUGUUUUUGGGUAUCAAGAGUCGAAUUGAACACUGCAACCUCAAGUGGGGAGAUAUUGUUCUCAAUAUUGACCACACAGGCAGAGAAUUUCUUAGAUAUGCUGGCCCAAAACAGAGUGUGAAGAAUCGCUCUAAACCUUUGUAUGCCAACAUUGAUGAACCAGACAGGUGUUUUGUGGAACUUUACAAGAUUUACGAGGAUAGAAGACCACCGGAGUUGUUGAUGGCUGAUGCUCCAUUUUAUGGUACUGUAAUCAAAUUUCCAACAGGUGAACCAUGGUUUUUACCCGAGCCAACUCCCUCUACCAGAUUCAACGGCAUCUUGCAGAAGAUGGCAAAAGAAGCAGGUCUAGCGCCUGGUCGAAAGUUCACCAACAGCAGCUGCUAUGUCAAAUAACUU
Molecule: messenger RNA, 3930 nt
Organism: Gigantopelta aegis
Lineage: Eukaryota; Metazoa; Mollusca; Gastropoda; Neomphalida; Peltospiridae
Exons: 3
Coding region: 361-3927 (1188 amino acids)
Source: RefSeq, a predicted model, not a curated record